AUGUUUAAUGCACGCUUGGUUUUACGGGUCAGACUUGGCACGCAACUCACCCAUGUGACAUCUCCAACUAAACAUAUUCACUCUUCACGGUUUGCAAAGCCAUAUCGUGUUUUCGAUGAAGGUGCAAAGAGGUUCAAAAGUAAAAAGCACAAGAACAACGGAACUCUUAAUGAUACGAAUGUUGAUAAAACUUCCGAGCCUAUAUCUACAGAAGAACCCAUUUUAAAAAAUCCCCCAAUAACAGAGAUUGCCAAUUCCGCAACUUUAAAAAAUCUUUCAGCUUCGGAAACACCCGCUGAAUCAAGAUCAACUGUUAAUGAAUCCACCACCACUUCUCUUGAUCAACAAUCGCUACCACCAUCAAAUCAACCAAAAUCUGAACCCAAGGAAACUGAAUCAGAAAUUAAGUCUACUGUAUCCGAGACGACGAAAAAGGCUUCAGGAAGCUAUGGCAAAUAUAUCCUAACGAUAAUUCUUUUGGGUGUCGUGGGUUAUGGUGGAGCUGUGUAUCAUUCGAUUCAUGAUGAAAAGUUUCGUAAAAAAUUUACAACUACUGUUCCUGGUGCAAAUCAAGUUGUUGAAUAUGUGGAUAACCUUCACAGACAGGGAACAUUCCAUCAUCUCAGACAACAGACUGCAGAGUUAACUGAGAAAACGGUUGAUUUUAGUCUCAGUGUUUACGAUAAUUUAUCUCGAAAAAUAUCCAAAACUUUGAAACCAGCGAUUGAAAUAGAAACAAAUCAAGAGGGGAAAACACCAUCAGCAGCAGCAGAGCAAAAUGAAAAGUCUUCUCCUUUACCCCUUGAACUUGAUACAAAAGUAUCUCCUUCAUUGGCCCAAGAAAUCCGUAUAUUCACAUCCGAGGAACCCAUAAUUAAUGAACUAUAUCAAAUAUUAGAUCGACUUGCUAAUAUUGUCAAAGAAACAGACACAAGCCCAGAUAUUAUUUUAAAGGCAAAAGAAAAGUUAAAUGAGUUGAACGAGCGAAUUAAUUCUAGUAAAACUAAAAUAUAUGUUUUGAUCGAGGCUGCACUUGUUGAACAAGAAGAAGCGUUUAAUGCACUUUUAGGAUCCAAAGAAAAAUCAUUAUUAGAUAAUUCAGAAAAGGAGAAACAACAUCUUAAGGAUGAAUUCGAAACAAAUAAACAACUAUUAUUGAAACAACACAAGGAUCUAACAGAUGAAUUAUCACGACAAGCUCGAAAACACGCUGAAGAACUUCGAGAUAUACUUAUCCGCGAAGGUGUCAGGAUGAAAAAGCGAUGGAUUCGUGAAAUAAAAUCAAGAGUCGAACAAGAAAGAAAUGGCCGUUUAGCGAACCUCGAGUCACUUAACCUUCGUUUGAAAGAACUACAAAAUCUCAGCGUACAAAAUGCCGAUAAUUUGGAUGACAGUAUCAAAAGCCAUCGAUUAUGGCGUGCAGUAUACGCAUUAAAGAAUGCCGUUAAUAAACCUCAUCGCACGCCAUUUGCCAAUGAAGUAGCCACCUUAAAAGAAGUGGCAUCAACUGAUGAGUUAGUGACCGCUGUGUUAUCAACUAUCGAUGAUUCUGUUUCUUCCACAGGGAUUGAUUCGGUUUCCAAUUUAGUAGCUCGAUUUGCUAAAGUGCGAGAAGCAGUACGAAGCGCUUCAUUAGUACCGGAAAAUGGUGGAUUGUUACCUCACGCGCUUUCUCGCGUGCUAUACAGGUUUAUGUUUCGUAAACAUGGAAUGAUGGAUGGUGAUGAUGUCGAGGCUGUCUUGGCUCGCGUGGAACAUCAUUUAAAAGAACAUGAUUUGGAUAAGGCAACAAGAGAAUUGAAUCAAUUAAAAGGGUGGCCGAAAACCAUUGCUUCAGACUGGAUGCGGGCUGCGCGCGAUCAUUUAGAAGUACAACAAGCAAUUCAG
Messenger RNA from Ambispora gerdemannii, 1887 nucleotides. The record is from the annotation of a GenBank genome assembly. Lineage: Eukaryota; Fungi; Glomeromycota; Glomeromycetes; Archaeosporales; Ambisporaceae.